Prunus avium (sweet cherry) is the source of this 825-nucleotide messenger RNA. NCBI's taxonomy places the organism in Eukaryota, Viridiplantae, Streptophyta, Magnoliopsida, Rosales, Rosaceae. The record is from RefSeq and is a predicted model, not a curated record.
AAGAAAAGAAAAAACAAGAAAAAUAACAGGGGCCAAAACCCUUGAGAGAUUGACCCCGCUCAUUUCUCCAAUUCACAGUCUCACUCUGCUCGUGUCUGUAAAUAAUGGCUCGAGAAGAUUUAGACCUCGGUGCUCUAAACCAUGCUCUGAGCUCUGCUCAAAUUUCGAAAGACAAAGAACCGGCUGCUCCCAGCUACAGCAACGAAGACGACGCUGGUGGCGUGCAGAUCACGUGCUUCACUGAAGUCGUCAACGAAACUACUUUCCACUUCCAAAUCAUGCGCCUUCCCAAGCAGAUAUAUGCAUGGAUUGGCUGCAACUCUGCAAAAUUGGGACAUUUGUAUGCAGCAGCACCCAUGAGACCUAACAGUACAGUGGGUGUUACAUCCAUACUUGGUGGGGCUUCUGAUAAUACAGGGUCGAGCAUUGCUCGAAGAUUAGUUUUAAAGACGGGACUGAAUAUAAUUCUGGCUUGCAACAUUCCUAAGAAUAGCCCCAUGCUUGAGGCAGAUGCUGAAAAGUUGUUGGUUCAGAAGCUAAUCAGUCUUGGGUACACAAGGCCAAAGUCGGAUUGUCUUCAUAGUUGAGGUUUUUCUGAACCUGCUGUUUAUCAGGAAUGCAUACUGGUCCGAUUAUAGUCGUCAAGCUAACACUUUUUCAAGCCAUGUUGUGCUUAAACAAGUAUCAAUUAUGUGGGGGGUCUGAGACAGUUGAUCAAGAUUGUGUUCUGAUUGCAAAGUGCUGAGAUUGAAAUAUGAUUUUUGAUGUUUGGCAGGAGUGUAAUGACGAGCAUAGUUUUGUAGCAUUUGGUGAUUGGUUCUGUUU